Sorghum bicolor (sorghum) is the source of this 1005-nucleotide messenger RNA. RefSeq names its product PLAT domain-containing protein 3. Lineage: Eukaryota; Viridiplantae; Streptophyta; Magnoliopsida; Poales; Poaceae. Bases 76 to 639 code for a protein of 187 amino acids. The record is from RefSeq and is a predicted model, not a curated record. The transcript has 2 exons. Gene Ontology annotation, molecular function: protein binding.
ACCGCAUCCGCUCCUGCAUUCCCCGAAGCUCAGACUCAUCCAGUCGCCCCACACGCCGAUUGGAUUCGGAUCCCAAUGGCCAAGCUCGCCGUCUUCCUCCUCCUCCUCGCCGUGGCCGCAUCCGCCACCGUGCCGGCGCACGGCCGCGAUCCCCCGACUGAGAUCAAGCUCAUCCGAGGCGCGGACGCCAGCGGCGUGGGCGGCGACAGCAUGGAGUGCGUGUACACGGUGUUCAUCCGGACGGGGUCGAUCUGGAAGGCCGGGACGGACGCGAACAUCACGCUGCAGCUGGCCGGCGCGGACGGCAACGGCGUGGGGAUCUCGGACCUGCCCUCCUGGGGCGGGCUCAUGGGGCAGGGCCACGCCUACUUCGAGCGCGGCAACCUGGACAUCUUCAGCGGCCGCGGGCCCUGCAUGGCGAAGCCGCCGUGCUGGAUGCGGCUCAUCUCCGACGGCACCGGCGAGCACCAUGGCUGGUACUGCAACUACGUCGAGGUCACCGUCACGGGCCCGCACAAGGGGUGCACGCAGCAGCUCUUCACCGUCGAGCAGUGGCUCGCCACCGACGCCGCGCCCUACAAGCUCGAGGCCGUUCGCGACCUCUGCAGCGCCGAUGGCAAGAGCGUCGCGGCGGCGUGACGUGGCCGGCGGCCGGCAGAGGAGAGAGAGUACACGCGCCUGGAUCGACCUGGGUGGCUUGGUUGGUUGGUGGCAAGUCGUAAUAAGUUGUGGGCCGCGACACGACGCGCUCGUGAUUAGAGUGCGGCACGAUGCAUGUAUGAUGAUGAUGACGAUGAUGAACUGGAGUCGUGCGCGGCGAGUCGAAUAAUCGGGAGCCACCUCGCGUGAUGUGGUCAUGUGGAGCGUGCAGGUUUGGUUGUUUUUGUAGAUGAACGUGUUGGAUCUUGAUCCAUGUGUUUGGGAAAUGGUAAUCCGCGUUAUCAUCCCUGCUUCUUGCAGCUGCCAAUGCUUGGAUUUGGAUACUAGCUGAAGUUUCUUCUCCAA